AUGGAUACACAAGCAGCUUUCCCUUCUCCCGCCUUCCCUUUGGAUGCUGUGAAAGGCCAUAAGAGGAGGGAUGGACCAUUACAAGCUGCAAAACGGAAUGCCUCCCUAGCAUCCAAAAUCAAAACGAGGUUAAUGAAUAACUCAUCUAUGUUUAAAGUAUCUUUAAAACAAAAUAAUAAAGCAUUAGCUGUGGCUUUGAGUGUGGAGAAAGAAAACUCUCGGAAGCUAAAGAAUGAGAAGAUUUUUCUUCAGAAGGAAGUCAAAAAGUUACAGCUUCAUAAUAUUUUGCUUCGUCAAAAACUAAACUACUUGAAUAAAACUCUUACAGAAAUAGAAGCAUUUUUGAAUUAUAACCUCUUAACUGCAAUAGAAAUAAGCAGUCUUUCUGAGAACCUUCCGAGCUCUCUCCUUCUGUCGGCUGGUCCAAGUAGCCCUGCUGAUGGCCAGUCUGAGAGUGUCUGUCAGCUUGCUAGAUCUGUAGAAUUGCCAGUGAAGCUUCCUUUAACUGUAUCGGGUAACACAAAACAACAAGAAAGCCCUUCUCUUUGUGAAAUACCAAAUUCUUCUAAGUCUGCCACUGUUUUGUCAAAGGAAAUGCAGUCUGAUCAAGUCAAAUCUGCAUUAGUAUUGCCUUCUGGUACAGAUAAUUACAAGUUAAUUGAAAUAGACCCAGUGGAAACAACUUUUUACAAAAAUGUGUUUUCAAAAGAAAAUCAGUUACGCACAGAUGUAACUUGCGGUAGUGCCUUCCUGACUCGUGUCAAAAAUACACCAUCUUUAAGAGAGUGUGAGGAGCUUACAAAACAAUACAAUGGUAGCUCGUUGCCCUUCUAUGGAAAUACGACUGAAAGAAAGAAACAUGCAGUACUUCUUACGUUAAAAACUAAACCUGAUGCAAAGGAUGAAGGAGGUACCUCAGAUCUUCCUCAUCGUGGUAUCAACAGCAGCAGCAACACCAAUGACACAAAUUUGAAGGGAAGUUCAAGUGACUUGACUCACGUUAUUCCUUCACCUCUUAAAUUGAGCUAUGAAAGUAAGGCAGAUUUUAAGAAUCUGAUUUUUACUGACAAGAUGAAGCCUGAAGAAACUGUUUAUGAUGCUGAUAUGGAAUUGACUGCCAGUGAUGCAGGUGAGCUAUUCACAGUUACAGCAAAAGACAAAGUACACCGAAAUAAAAACAGUAAUGUCAAUUCUGAUAAAAUAUUAGCAAAUUUCAGGAAAGCAAAACAUGCUAAGAAGGAUAAAGAGAAAAUUAAAAGCAAGACUGAAGUAAGUUCAAAUUGGUGUGCAGAAGAAAAGUACACUAGGACUGACAGUAAUGCAGUUCCAAAAACUAGUGACUUGCAAACUCAGCUGUGCCAAAGUCAGACAGAACAGCUACCUCCAAGGAAUUCUGUAGGGAAGCAGAAUUUGCUAAAUACCAGCAAAUGUUACGAAGCACAAAACGGUCCAAGUGAAGCUGAAGAUACUAGGAGGGCAGACCAGGGUAACUUAAUGAGUCCAAGAAAACAGGAGACAAAUACAGAAACUUUCUCAGAAACAUUGGAAGACAUGGAAACCAAACUACAAAGAGCAGACUCAAACUCAUAUAUUAACAAGAUCCUGCCAGAAGUUUAUUCUGCUGAAAAUUUACCAUUCCAAGGUAACGCUUCUGAUGAGGGGGACUUUCUGCAUAUGAAUGAGAAAUGUAACAGACCAAAAAUAAAUAGGAAAACUUUUCAAAACCCUUGUAAAGGGCACACAGCAAAGGACUGUAGAGAGGAGGAGGCACAGUGUAGAGAAUAUAUUUCAAAAAAGUCUCAAACAGAGAUACAUCAACAUGACAGCAAGAGAGAACAGGACCAGAAGAAUGUUAUAAAGAGAAAAUACAACAAAAAAAGUAAUUACAGACAAAGUGGAGAAACUGCAAGUGACCGCGUUCAUAAGCGUACUCAGAAAGCAGACCAAAAGAGUAACCAUUUCUCACCAGGCAGAUUAAAACGUACAUUGGCAAAGGCUAGCCGGAAGAUGUAUAUAAUACCCCCCCAAAAUGUUACACAGGUCUCGCUUCGUAAAAAUGAAGAUUUAAAAAAUAAAGGUGCAACACGUGCAGAGGCUGUUCAUGGAGAUAAAAUAACUGAAACUGAGCAAAUGCAGGUAGCUUUAGUUACUCAGAAUGGUGUAGCUACAGAGCAAGUUGGUGAUGAUGCCAAUACAUUAAAAAAAGGAGAUUCAUCGUCAUCAGUGGUACAUAAAGCCCCUCUCUGCAGUAAUUCUCCUGACAGUCAGGUAAAGAGCAAACAGAGCUUUAGUUCUGAUGAUACUGAGACUAGACCAGAAAAUAAUUACGUCAGGCAUAUUGAUCAGGGAGGGCAGAAUAUUUUGCGCCUCCAGGAAGUCCUUCAUGAAACGGAUUCAUUUAUGAGCGAGCUAAAGCCUACAGUUCAAAAAUCAGAACUGAAGUGUUCUAAGAAUAUGCUGUUAAAUGUAGAUAGCUUUUUCCAGGGAGGUCAUUCUGAUGUGGAGCUCCCAGCCCCUGAUGACCACAGUGUUUCCGUGAACUCUGUGCUGAAAACCUCUGAAAUCUGUGCUGGAAGUGAUCAUAAUGAAGUACUGGCUGCUGAAAAAGCAGAACAAAACCUGGAUCCUAGUCUUGAAGAGACUUUCAGAAAGUCUCUGACACCUUGUGGGAGAAAGGUUUUGCAAGAUCUGACAAAUACUAGAAUAGGAUCUCGCGCUUGCCUAACUACAUCAUCUGAAACUUCAGAAGAAAACUCAGCAGCACGAUCUAGACGAGCAAGAGCCAGUAUUUGCUACAAAGAACCCAGUACACACAGCAAAUUAAGGCGUGGGGAUCGGUUUACAGAUACACAAUUUCUGGAUUCCCCAAUCUACAAAGUAAAAAAGAAAACAAGUUUUAAAAGUAAAUCAAAAUUUAUUUGA
Molecule: messenger RNA, 2922 nt
Organism: Apaloderma vittatum (bar-tailed trogon)
Lineage: Eukaryota; Metazoa; Chordata; Aves; Trogoniformes; Trogonidae
Gene: SGO2
Product: shugoshin-like 2 (S. pombe)
Exons: 8
Coding region: 1-2922 (973 amino acids)
Biological process (GO): meiotic chromosome segregation
Cellular component (GO): nucleus; chromosome, centromeric region
Source: RefSeq, a predicted model, not a curated record